AAAAGGUUUUUUUAAACCCUGAAUAGGAGACACAUUAAACUCUCCAACACCAAACUCUAGCCGCCGUCAGUGGCGGUGUCUUGUUCAUGCUUGGAUACACCUGCGGCGAAUCGUCGGUGGCGGUGACUCUGAAUCCAGUUAAAUUUGUUCGUGGGAUGGCUUAUUCUCGCGGGCGUGAUUUCUCGUUCUGUCAUUUGUGCGGGACAAUGCUCACAGUCCCUUCAAUUGAGUACGCAGAGUGCCCCUUGUGCAAAACUAGGCGAAACAUAAAAGAUAUUAAGGGAAAGGAAAUAAGUUACACGAUUUCUGCUGAGGAUAUCAGAAGAGAGCUUGGAAUCAAUAUAAUUGAUGAACAGAAAGUGCAAUUGUCUAAGGUUAACAAAAAAUGUGAAAAAUGUGGCCAUGAUGAAGCUAACUAUUAUACUAGACAGAUGAGAUCAGCCGAUGAAGGGCAAACUACUUUCUACACAUGCACCCGCUGUGCUCAUCAGUUUCAAGAGAAUUAAGCUGGUACCGUGUAUGAAUGGAUUCCCUGCACUUAGUUUUUUUUUUCCUUUGCUGAUACCUGCCCCAUAUUUUCUACCAAACCUUGAUAGCGAGAGAGAGCAUUGUCUGUGCAAGUGCAAGUUGUGGAGUUGAAGUUUGGUUUCUUUAUAGUUUGUAUAAUGAAAGAUGUCUCGAAGAUUCAAAAUUUCUAGAAUACUGAGCACUGAAAGAAACAUAGAAAAAAUGGUUUUUUUAAAAUCUACAGUACAUCUGCUAGCGGGCCUAUUAGUUGCUUGAUGUACAGACACUAACUUUUAAUUCCCCCCCCUCCUCCCCUCUCAAAUUUCAAUUAAUUUUCCUGCAUUACUCAAGUAUGGCAGUCUGGUGUUAGUAAACCAGUAGUGUGCUCAUUUAUCUACAAGUUUGUGUGUUGAUGUUAAUUCCCUUAAAUUCAUAUUAAUG
Molecule: messenger RNA, 948 nt
Organism: Gastrolobium bilobum
Lineage: Eukaryota; Viridiplantae; Streptophyta; Magnoliopsida; Fabales; Fabaceae
Exons: 6
Coding region: 87-506 (139 amino acids)
Biological process (GO): termination of RNA polymerase I transcription; DNA-templated transcription
Cellular component (GO): RNA polymerase I complex
Molecular function (GO): nucleic acid binding; DNA-directed RNA polymerase activity; zinc ion binding
Source: RefSeq, a predicted model, not a curated record